This is a messenger RNA of Drosophila hydei, 1255 nucleotides long. Its product is annotated as trypsin-1. The transcript has 5 exons. NCBI's taxonomy places the organism in Eukaryota, Metazoa, Arthropoda, Insecta, Diptera, Drosophilidae. The record is from RefSeq and is a predicted model, not a curated record. The coding region runs from base 200 to 1204 and encodes 334 amino acids. Gene Ontology annotation, biological process: proteolysis. Gene Ontology annotation, molecular function: serine-type endopeptidase activity.
CGCGCAAUGGGAUAUCUAACGAUGAAGCUCUUCAGCUGUUGCCACACCACUGUAGAAGCCAUCUCUCAAUCUGUGUGUUUUGCAGAAACCCAAAGGCCAACUGACCUACUAGUAUGCGGGUUGUUUUUAAUGUAAAAAGCCUGCUGUGUGGGGGCUUAAAUAAAUGCAAUAGCUGCCAGCCAAAUUCGAAACAAACAACAUGUCACGCUAUUGGUGUACACUGCUUCUAAUUGGGAUUGGUUUGCAAGUCACCAGCGAAGCAGAAGGAGUAGAACUAAGACUGAAAGUGGGCGAAGCGCAGCAAGGAAAGUUUUCCAAUGAAAUAAAUGAGUACAGCAAACCAAGAGAGGCAUAUAAUGCACCAGAAGUAGCAGGAGAGAAAGGAGUGGCUGGAGCUGAGGCAACAGCACAAGAAGAUCAACAGGAUGGCAAGAUAGUGAAUGGCACCUUAGCUGACCAAGGCGAGUUCCCCUAUGCGCUAUCACUGCGUCGUGCCAAGACGGGCGCACACUCGUGUGGAGCAACAUUGUUGAACUCCCGUUGGGUAUUGACAGCGGCGCAUUGUGUGCGCGGCUCCAAGCCGGAGCAGCUGAAUGUGCAAUAUGGCAGUAAUCAAAUCGACCGCAAUGCCAGCCAGCUGGCUUGGAUAACAGCCAUACAUGUACAUCCUGGCUACGAGCCGCAGGACAAGUACAUUCAUGACAUAGCGCUGCUGCAGCUGAAGGUGCCAAUUCUCUAUAGCCGCAGUGUGCAGCCAGUGCGAUUGCCCAAGCCACUGCAGCAAGUCGAAGCGAAUAGCAGCGCCAUACUCGCUGGCUGGGGAUUGAAUGCAACUGGAGGCGCGCUGCAAUUGAAGCUGCAGAAGGCGCAGCUGCAAGUGUUCAGCGACGAGGAGUGCAGUCGACGUCAUGAAACGCAACUACACCGUAGCCAGCUCUGCGCUGGCCUGCCCGAGGGCGGGAAGGGACAAUGCAGCGGCGAUUCAGGUGGCCCGCUACUAUUGCCCGCCUUGGACACCCAAAUUGGCAUCGUAUCGUGGAGUGUGAAGCCCUGCACACGUCCACCCUAUCCGGGCGUUUUCACCGAAGUCUCUGCCUAUGUGGAUUGGAUAAGAGAGACAGUGGGCUGUCAUGAUCCACAUCAUUCACGGCUCUGGAUUGGCGAUCUGGUUGUGGCACGUAAACCACCUCCACUCCACAAUUAACACUUUUAUAUACAAUAGAAGAGCGAAGCUAUGAAUUGGUCUACAGCAACA